Molecule: messenger RNA, 1975 nt
Organism: Musa acuminata AAA Group (dessert banana)
Lineage: Eukaryota; Viridiplantae; Streptophyta; Magnoliopsida; Zingiberales; Musaceae
Product: protein WVD2-like 4
Exons: 9
Coding region: 349-1767 (472 amino acids)
Biological process (GO): microtubule cytoskeleton organization
Molecular function (GO): microtubule binding
Source: RefSeq, a predicted model, not a curated record
GAGAGAGAGAGAGAGAGAGAGAGAGUGAGCGAGGAGAGGAGGGGAGGUGGUGGUGGUGGUGGUGGUGGUUGCGAAGCGGAGGGCGACGACGCCGAAUCUAGGGUUUUCCGGAGAGAGGGCCAAAUCGAGAUUCCCGCGCCAGAACCCAUCGAUUCCGAAGCGGAGAGGGCAAUCGACGUCCUUGAUUCGAAUUCCCGCGUUCUGAUCUCGCCGAGCCAGUCCGGAUCACCGCCGCUCCUCGCUCGUACGCGGAUCUGUCGACGCCCUUCUGAUCCGUUGCUCAGACUCCACCUCGACCGGAUCCCUGCAGCGUUAAAUUUCUAGAUUGUGGUAGAUUUCCAUUGUAAGAUGGAAUCUGGUGAUGGAAUCGAGCUGGAACUUAAUAAAGGGUCAGUGGAGAAAGCUCCCGAGAACAAUGGAUUCAGUUCACAUAUAAACAAGGAGAAUGAAGUUAUUGAGAAUGGUGCUGAUGCUGUUCAUGCCGAUGGUGGUUCCGAAGGUGCGUCAAAGGUUGAAGUCAUCAAUUCUGCCGGGGACAAGGAUGGAGACACUGUAUCUGCCACCGAGAACAAAGCAUCUAAUCCUUCCAAGAAGGGUGAAGCUGAUGUUAAUAAUCGAUCGAGGAAGACACAGAAAAGUCCUCGUGUUCUGAAUGGUUCCGCCAUUGAAUCUCAGAAGAAAAAGAAUGUUCUGUCACAGAGUGUCUCAUUUCCUUCUAGAGGGUCUCUUGCUAAUAAUUUCCGCUCAAUUACAACUUCUACAAGGCAGACUAAAGUUGCAUCAUUAAUUACAAAUGGUACAGUCUCUUCUUUCUUCGUGUUCUGUUAUUUCAACAAAUUACCUUUUCCCCUGCUAAAUGUUACAAUCGGACCCUUAGGUGAUCUUGCUGCCAAGCUUUCUGCUUUGACUGCUGUACCAAGUGUUCGGAGAACAUCUGUGAGUCUGAAGACUGGUUCUGCCGAGGCAAAUGGCACUUCUGCCGAAUCUGCCCAGUCAAAUGGUAGUAAAACAAAGCCCUUGAAACAUGCAUUGCCAGCAAAAAAGGAUGAUGAUACCCACUCCACAGCCUCAAGUUCAACACCACAUGCAAGAAAGAGUAUUGGCAAUGCUUUUAAUUUUAGGUUGGAUGAGCGUGCUGAGAAACGUAAAGAGUUUUUUACGAAACUUGAAGAGAAGAAUCAUGCAAAGGAACUGGAAAAGACUAACUUGCAGGCAAAAUCUAAGGAGAGUCAAGAGGCUGAGAUCAGACAGCUGAGAAAGAGCUUGACCUUUAAAGCCACUCCAAUGCCAACCUUUUAUCAGGAACCUGGUCCUCCUAAAGUUGAAUUAAAGAAGGUCCCACCAACACGUGCAAGGUCGCCAAAGCUUGGGCGUCGGAAGCCAUCUGUUACUGCUGCAGACGGUCCCUCAGAAGCUGGCAACACUCGUGAGGGCCCACACCCUAUAUCCAGUUUAACCAAACCGAAUGAGGGUUCAGAAAGCAGCAAGGGGAAUGCAAUAGCUUCAAAGAACUCAAAGAAAAAGUCUCUUGCAAAACUUCCAUCACAAAAGUUAAAGACCACCAAACUCGACUCAGAAUCAGUUAUGACGCCCAAAACCGAGGAGAUCAAUGCAGGAAACAGCGAUAACAGACCAACAGAAGUCUCUGCCGAAACAAACACCGAAGCGGAACUAGCAUCUGCCGAUGACAGAGUUGAGGAAAAUAAAACAAUUGCUAAUCUUCUAGAAACUGAUAUCGGACCCAGUGAAGUUUCGGUACAAGGUUAAAACACAAGCCUACCGUCCUAUGUAUUAGUCUUUGUGUCCUUUUUGUGAAUAGAAUUCGUGCUGCUUGGAGAGUAUGCUGCUGCUGCUUUAUGUUUGCGCAUUUUCUUGGUCUGAAGUAGAUAUUGUUUUGUGAGACAUUAUUAGGUCAUGUAUAUUUGUCCAACUCUUUUGCAGUUUGAUCUAUGGUAACCCUCGUCCAAUGAACCAA